UCGUAUGUCGUUUUUAAUUUUUCCAAUAAGUUCAUGAAUUCGUCCAUUUCCAUCGCAAACAAAACUUUGAUUACACUAUUAGACUCUAUUCAAUUAAUUUAGCUGGUCAGGCUUUACCUUUAUGUCUUUAAUUAAACAUAAUAUUCAACAUAAUUCUAAUGGUACGAUGGAUUAUUCAACAGUGUGCCGAACUUGUCUCGGUAAAACGGCUUUGAGGCCCAUAUUCGCUUCAAAUGCGGAUUACAGGCGUCAUGCUAGUGCUGUGUUCAUUACUACAGGCAUAAAAGUUGAAAUAAAUGAUGGCCUGCCGCAGCAAAUGUGCACAACAUGCAUUAACUACAUCAACAGUUCCCUAAAAUUCCGAAGACAGUGUAAAAACUCAGAAAACCGGCUUCUCCAACUGAACCAAUCAAAUGAUUCAAAUAAAGAAACAUUAACUAACAGUAACAAAAUAGACGAUUGUGACACUGAAGAUUUAAAAUGUAAUAUUUUGAAGACUGAAUUGAAAUAUGAAUUUGAAUUGCCAGAUGAAUUGGAAACUGUCAAAUGUGAAGAUUCUGUUGGAGGAAAUGGUACUCCGCUCGGCUGUUUUAAAACUAAAAAUAAUGAAGAGAAAGGUUGUGAUGUACUGGAAGAUGUGAAGGUGAUAGGAAACACAAAGUGUGUAAAAAAAAGCAAAGUACAAAGGGUGUCCUGCACGAUAUGCGGCAAGGACCUGUCGGUGCGGAGUAUACGCGCGCACGUCGCGACGCGACACGCCGGGCUCCGGUGCGGGUAUUGUAAGUUAGAGCAUGGCAGUAAAGAGGCUCUCGCGACACACGCGGCUCAGUGCCCGCUGAAGAAAAAACGACGGGUUUCCGAUUCGGGCAAGGAGUUAGUAUCUUGUGACGUGUGCCACAAGCGGAUGCAGAGAAACAGUCUGCGCGCGCACCAGGCCGUCAAGCACAAGGGGCUAGGACCUGUUUGUGAGCACUGCGGGCGUCGUUUCGGCAACAAGUUGCGGCUGAGCGAGCAUCUCCGCGCGAAACACGGUUACGACAAGCUGCAGUGCAGCCACUGCGAGUUCAAGAGCUCGAGCCGAGCCGCCCUUGAGAACCACGAGCGACGCCACCGAGGAGAGAAACCUUUCGUCUGCGAAACGUGCGGCGCAAAGUUUCACGCGGCGUAUCUGCUAGCCCAACACCGACAUAGCCACCGCACCGAAAAGCGCAUUAAGUGUGGCCUAUGCGGCGCAGCGUUCAAAGCGACGAACAGUUUGCACGCGCACCGCGCGGCGCGGCACGGCGCGCGGUGCCACCGCUGCCCGCUGUGCGCGCGCGCCUACUCCUGCCGACACUACGCUGUCAAACAUUUACGCGCCGUGCAUGGCUUUAAGGGCACGGUGCCACCGCUACAAGUCGACCCGGCUCCGACGUGAAACAGUCAUCUACGUAACGUCGCAAAUUAUACAAACAUUAUGAAAAUA
This is a messenger RNA of Cydia strobilella, 1465 nucleotides long. Its product is annotated as zinc finger protein 771-like. Gene Ontology annotation, cellular component: nucleus. Lineage: Eukaryota; Metazoa; Arthropoda; Insecta; Lepidoptera; Tortricidae. Gene Ontology annotation, molecular function: DNA-binding transcription factor activity, RNA polymerase II-specific; RNA polymerase II transcription regulatory region sequence-specific DNA binding; zinc ion binding. The transcript is spliced from 9 exons. The record is from RefSeq and is a predicted model, not a curated record. Gene Ontology annotation, biological process: regulation of transcription by RNA polymerase II. The coding region runs from base 122 to 1417 and encodes 431 amino acids.